UUAACAACAAACCGGACGAGCAGCAGUCUGUCUGUGCUCCAGCAAAAUGGGUCGCUGUGUUUUUCUCAUUUUGGCGGCUUUAUUCUCCGUCACAUUGGCACAGUUUAUACCACCGUACACAGAGGACUGUCGGACAGAAAUGUAUCCACCAAAAGGUCCCACGUUCAGAGGAGCUGUCGGUUGGUACACAGUGGACCUCGACUUACCGCCCAGCAAGAGAUGGACGGCUCUGAUUACUGACAAAAAAACUGAGCUGGUCAACAUGAUUCAAGCCAUUAAAGACUUGGCUAAUGCUUUCGUUCCCAGUGGAAGGCUGAUUGAACUCGUAGACAUCACACUACCUUUAAUGGUGGACACACUUCCAAGCCCGUUCAAUGAUGAAAUCAAAGGAAUUGCAGAUGCUUCGGGGAUUCAUCUUGGUGAAGUCGUCUUGUUUAACAUCUUCUACGAGGUGUUCACUGUGUGCACAUCAGUUGUUGCCGAGGACAACAAGGGUAACCUCUUUCAUGGCAGGAAUUUGGACUUUGGCUUAUUUUUGGGCUGGGAUGUGAAAAACAAGUCAUGGUCCAUUAGUGAGAAGCUGAAGCCGCUAGUGGUCAACCUCGACUUCAAGAGAAACAACCGGACGGUCUUCAAGUCUACAAACUUUGCCGGAUAUGUGGGCAUGCUGACCGGCAUCAAGCCUCACGUUUUCACUCUGACUAUGAACGAACGCUUCAGCCUCGACGGAGGAUACAUUGGAAUUCUUGAAUGGAUCUUUGGACAGAGAGACGGGAUGUGGAUGAGCUUUCUCACUCGCUCUGUGCUGGAAAAUGCAAACAGCUAUGAGGAAGCCAAAAGUCGGCUGGCUCAGACCAAGAUGCUCGCUCCAGCCUACUUCAUCCUGGGAGGGAACAGCACAGGGCAGGGCUGCAUCAUCACCAGGUCCAGGCUGCUCAGCAUUGAUGUCUUGGAGAUCGACCUGAAGCUGGGCCGGUGGUACGUCCUGGAGACAAACUACGACCACUGGAAGGAGCCUUUGUUCCUGGAUGAUCGCAGGACUCCUGCCAUGAAGUGUAUGAACCAGACCACACAGGCAAGCAUCUCACUGAAGACCAUGUAUGAUGUGCUCUCAACCAAACCGGUGUUAAAUAAGUUGACCACAUACACAACACUCAUGCAAGUAUCUGAAGGCAAACUGGAGUCAUAUAUCCGGGACUGUCCAAACCCAUGCAUGCCCUGGUGAUCCUCCAGACACUGAUCACUUUGGGAAGGCUCAUCUACACGGAGAAAAGCUCAGCUGAUGUUGAGAGAAAAAAAUCAAAGCUUUAAGUUUUUGCACAGCAACUCAUCACCUGAACUGAUGUUUGUAACAGUGAUGUCAUUUUGACAUUUGUUUUGUUCUGUAGACAAUUUAGGAAUCCUUUGACAAUACUAAAUCCUACUUUAUGUGUUAAGAGGGAAAUUGGCACAAAAGUAAAUCAAACCUCCAAAUGUUUUCCCUCUGUUAUUAUACUGUAAUUAUAUUUGUAAUAUUUGAGGGCUGAGUCUAUCAGUGGAUCUAACUGUGGGCUUAGGGACCCCCAAGAUAAAUGCUAAUAUGUAUAUAAUUCAAUUAAUGCAAAAUAUUGUUGUUCUAUGUCAUGUUUCUCAAGUCCAAUUCACUGAAACAGUGAGGAAAUGUGUUAUGAUAACAGUUUAUUUAUGGGUACUGACCACAUGACUAUUGACCAUUUCACACACUGACCAAUGUACAUCAUUGCAAACCAACUCCUUUUUCACUUUUUUGAAUUGUAGUUAAUAAAAAGGAUCCCAAAGCGGA
Molecule: messenger RNA, 1801 nt
Organism: Stegastes partitus (bicolor damselfish)
Lineage: Eukaryota; Metazoa; Chordata; Actinopteri; Pomacentridae
Gene: asah1b
Product: N-acylsphingosine amidohydrolase (acid ceramidase) 1b
Exons: 14
Coding region: 47-1225 (392 amino acids)
Biological process (GO): fatty acid metabolic process
Cellular component (GO): lysosome
Molecular function (GO): fatty acid amide hydrolase activity; N-acylsphingosine amidohydrolase activity
Source: RefSeq, a predicted model, not a curated record